Messenger RNA from Drosophila hydei, 926 nucleotides. RefSeq names its product trypsin alpha-3-like. Bases 1 to 777 code for a protein of 258 amino acids. Lineage: Eukaryota; Metazoa; Arthropoda; Insecta; Diptera; Drosophilidae. The record is from RefSeq and is a predicted model, not a curated record. The transcript has a single exon. Gene Ontology annotation, molecular function: serine-type endopeptidase activity. Gene Ontology annotation, biological process: proteolysis.
AUGGCGAUGUACUUGGCACAACUAGCCCUGCUGCUCACGACGGCUUCGCUCCUGAGUGCUCGGGAACUGUUUUCGAAAAGGGUUGGAUCGCGAAUUGUAAAUGGACAAGAAAUUGACAUAUCAGCGGUGCCCUGGCAAGUUGCGUUGUUGAAACUCGACCGUCCUCAUUGUGGUGGCUCCAUUUACAGCGCAGAUAUCGUCAUAACUGCAGCCCAUUGUAUUAAUGAUAAAAUAGUACAUUUUUCAGUACGAGCAGGUUCUUCAAACGCAUAUGAGGGUGGCCAGGUAAUGGCGGUGGAUUCCUUUCGGGUCCACGAACACUUCUCUUGGAAAACCUUGGGGAACGACAUCGCUGUAGUUUGGCUGGCUGAACCACUUGAGCUGGGAACUUUAGUGCAACCGAUUCGCUUGGCGACACAGAGUCCCCCAAAUGAAGCACCUGCUUAUGUGUCAGGCUAUGGCUAUACGGGAUAUGAAAACCCAGCCCAUUUGAAUGGUGUGGAUCUGAAAAUUGUGGGUUAUGAGCAAUGUAAAAAGUCCCAUAUGGGUCCGUUACUUUUGAAAGGUAUGAUCUGCGCCUUCGGAGAUUCGAAAGAUGCAUGCCAGGGAGAUUCUGGCGGACCCCUGGUAUCUGAGGAUCAACUUGUUGGCAUUGUCUCUUGGGGCGUUGCCUGUGCUGAUCCGAAAUACCCAGGAGUCUACUCCAAUGUUGCAUAUUACCAUGACUGGUUGCUGAAAACCAUAGAGUCAUCAGAAGCAAAUCUGAAACAUAUAUAACAAGCAAGAAAGCUCUAUUCGGGGUGCCCAACUAGGAGAUACCCUGGUCCCAGUCCUAUCAGCGCUUUUUAAUAUUGUCCGUAGUUUGUAUAGAGUAUUCAAAAAAAUAAAAACAAAUAAAAAACGACAUUACGAGUCCAGGAUUCGAA